CUAUGACCAUACGCCGGGAUGCCAGUAUAGCGGUUGGUCCAGCUAUAGUGGCCGCGUACGCGCUGCUGGCCUUUUGCCUUCGUCCAUUGUUGAAGCACAGGCCGCAAUGGGCCAAGAAUUUCGCCGCCGAAACAGAGCAUCCUCCUGGCAGAGGCAAGAGAUGGACCCAUUGGACUGCUAUUCUGCUCUUUUUCUCUUCUGCCGGCCUCGGCAUCGCCAUCGCUUCUACUAUUUCACCUCCUCGAGUCCCGUCUAACUUGCUUUCCAUUCUACCAUGGGCUGUCACGGUCCUGAUAGCGGCCGUCGAUCGCCCCAGGUCAACUCCAAAAAUUCUUCUUGUCAUUAUUUUUGCCCAGCUCUUAUGUCUCGUUUUUCUGCUUCUCUCAUGCGAUCGAAUUCCGGGUCUUGCUGGCGCUCUCGCAAUUGCCGAGGCUUGUGUAGCGUUGGCCGUGGUGCUCGUGAUACUUCUAAUGCCGAUGCGCGAUCCCAAUUUGGAUAGAGCUGAUAUCAGUUCACCUUCCAAACCACCAUCAUUUCACCUGCGCAGUCCGGAAGACAACCUUUCUCUUUGGCAAUUUAUGUCAGUGUCUUGGAUGAGUACACUUAUUUCCACUGGUUCCAAGAAGCAGUUGAACGAUGAAGACGUUUGGAAGCUCCCACAUGAGUUUCAACAUGCCAAGCUUCAUUUGUUAUUUCGAGAUUUGAAAGGGACUGUUGUCAAACGCCUCCUCAAAGCAAACGGAUUGGACCUCAUCAUCACCUCUUUCUGCGGGAUACUUGAAUCGGUUACAAACCUUUUCGCUCCGGUUAUACUGCAACGACUGCUCCGCUCAAUCGAGGACGGUCAGUCUUCAAGACGAACUGCGAUAGAGUUUGCUGCCUUCAUAUUGGCCAUCCGCCUUGUUGCUGCACAGUCCGCAGUAUUCUCCCUUUGGUAUAGUAGGCGUUGUUAUGAACGGUCACGAGGCGAGAUGAUUACCAUGAUUUAUGAGAAGACUCUUACUAGAAAGUCCUUCGGAUCUCAAGCAGAAGAAAAGGUUGUGGAAGAAGACAGUGCCGACACGGCCGAGGGUCCACCUCCACCGAAGUCCCGUCUGGCAAGACUGUACCUCCGCCUGUCACACGUCUUCAGAUGGCGGAAGGAUCAGAGUCAAACGACCGCACUCCACGAUGCGAAGCAGCCGGCAACGAUGGGAAAGAUUCUGAAUCUUAUGAGGAACGAUGUCUAUGAAGUUGCGCAACGAUUCUGGGAAUUCCCCUCCAUCAUAACAAAACCGCUUGCUUUUGUUGUUUCGUUUGUUCUUAUAUGGAAGCUUCUCGGCUGGCCCUGUCUUCCUGGCAUGGCAUGCGUUAUCAUAGCCCAAAUUGUCAACGCCAGUCUUGUCCGAUUCCUGCUACAAUGGGAGCGUACUCGUAGGACUGCUACGGAUAAAAGGCUCCAGACGACAUCACAGUUUGUUGAGGCGAUUCGCCAUCUGCGGUGGUAUGACUGGCAAAAUCACUGGCUUGACAAAAUCAUGGAUGCGAGACGUCAUGAGCUACGCCUUCGUCUCGUCACCGGGUUUCUGAACAUUGCCAUAUCUGCCACCAACACAAUGGCGAACGGUAUAUUUCCAGUCGCCGUGUUUUACGCCUACACGCUGCUUGCGGGGCAGCCAUUGUCUAUUGACGUGGCAUUUCCCGCCCUCCAGUUGUUCAAUCAAUUUUCUCGGAGCUUGCGGGAGCUUCCUGGCCUCAUAACGGUACUUCUCAAUGCGUCGGUUGCCGUUGGUCGUAUAGAAGACUUCAUGAGCGAGCCCGACAAGGAAGAGAAAUAUGUCCAUACCGAAUCGUUUGAAAUCGCCUUUCACAACGCAGCCUUUUCCUGGCCAGGCAAGACUGUUCCUGUUCUGGAAAAGCUAAAUCUCCGGUUUCCCGUCGGUCUUACGGUCAUUUGCGGCAAAGUUGGAACAGGAAAAACGGCACUCCUGGAAGCGGCUCUCGGGGAGUUGGAUCGCGUUGCAGGUGAAGCCAGUCUACCUGAUGAAAUGGUAGGGUACUGUACUCAGUCACCAUGGCUUCAGCACAUGAGUAUCAGAGAGAACAUCCUCUUUACCUCACCUUAUGACGAGCGCCGGUACAAGCAGGUCCUCGAAGCAUGCGCUCUGACGCCGGACCUUUCCAACUUCAAGAACGGGGAUCUAUCACACAUAGGCGAAAAUGGAAUCGGUCUUUCUGGGGGACAAAAAGCGCGUGUUGCGCUUGCAAGAGCCGUCUACAGCCGGGCCCGGCUACUCCUACUCGAUGACCCGCUUGCGGCACUAGAUCACAACACUGCUGAAACCAUCGUCAGCAGACUGCUCCGUGGUCCGCUGAUGGAGAACCGGACGGUUCUACUCGUAACUCACCGGGUCGACCUGUGUAGUCACUUGGCAGAUCAGAUGGUCGAAAUCCGAGGAGGUACAGCGCACUUGCUCGACCCCUCGGCGCUCCCUUCAGAAUAUUUGAGUUCCAAAGACCAGGAAGAUGCCGAUAGCAACGAGCCUGAUUCUGCUGAAGUGCAACUUGAGCAGGAGGAGAAUGCCGUUCCAGACAAGUUCAUUGAGGACGAACAUCGGGCUCACGGUGGCGUCGUCGCUUCUGUGUACUGGCAGUACAUCAAGGCCGGCAAGCUGAAAUGGUGGGCCAUUGUGAUACUCCUCUUCGCAUUGUUCCGGCUCAACCGUCUCAUGAACUACUGGUUCCUCAAAUCCUGGGGAGAGGCCUAUGGCAGAGUCCGAGAACAAGCCAUCCUUAACUUUUCCAACUUGUUCGACGGGCUUCCCUCUCCUGAAACAAACGUUCGGCCCUGGUUGGUUGGCUAUCUCUCUUUUGCCCUUACGCAAGUGCUACUCGACAUUCUCUCCGAGUCUGUUUUGUUGGCAAUCGUAUACACUGCCGGAAAACGGCUGUACAAACAGGUACUACUCCGCGUGAGCUGCGCCACAUUCCGCUUCUACGAUGUCACCCCGGUUGGCCGUCUGAUGAAUCGGCUUACUUCGGACAUGGGGACAUUAGAUGGUGGCAUUAGCCAACAACUGCAAGACGUUGUUUGGUGGGUUAUCGCAUGGGUGUCCUCAAUCGUUGUCAUUGCAUCAGUGACACCGCUGUUCCUUGCGUUCUCUUUGGGGCUUACUGCUUGGUUUGUCUUUAUAUUCUUCCGAUUUUUGCCGACUUCCCAGAGCUUGCGUAGAUUAGAGAUGGUAUCAUUGACACCUCUCAUGUCCAACUUUGGCAUACUACUAGAUGGCUUGAUUACCAUUAGAGCAUUCCGAGCACAACCACACUUUCAAGACCGCGUAAUCGUUGUUACGGAUGCUUUCCAGAAAAUGGACCAUUUCUAUUGGAGUCUACAGGCUUGGCUGAUGUACCGCUACGAUGCCCUGUCAGCUUGCUCGACCUUUGCCCUUACCCUGAUCGCGCUGUACCAGAACCUUUCAUCCGGUCUCACGGCGUUUAUGCUUACCGCAGCUUCAACUCUCGUAUUGUCCACGCAUUCCCUGUGCAAGGAAUACGGCAAGCUGCAGAUGGACUUUGUGUCGGUAGAGCGGGUGAUUGAACUGCUGCAUCUAGAAGAAGAGCCGAGCGGGAACGAGAAGCCACCAGCAUCGUGGCCCGCAUACGGCGACGACAUCGAGUUCGACAACGUCACGAUCCGCUACGCGGCGCACCUGGAGCCGUCGCUGGAGAACAUCUCGCUCAGGAUUCCCGGCGGCUCGACCACGGCCAUCGUGGGCCGCACCGGCUCCGGGAAGAGCACGCUCGCGCUCACGCUGCUCGCGACCGUGCUGCCCGAAGCGGGCGGCUGCAUCCGCGUCGGCAACAUCGACCUCGCCAACGUCGACGUGCACGCCUGGCGCCAGCGAAUCAGCUUCGUCGCCCAAGACCCCGUCCUAUUCCCCGGCACCCUGCGGCAAAACCUCGACCCCCUCCACGAGCACAGCGACGCCGCCUGCCUCGCCGUGCUGCACCGCGUGCUCGGCGCGCACUGGGCGCUCGAGACGGCCAUCGACGGCGGCGGGCGCAACCUCAGCCAGGGGCAGCGGCAGCUCGUCGGGCUGGGCCGCGCCGUCAUGCGCCGCAGCCCGGUCGUCGUGCUGGACGAGGCCACGGCGUCGAUUGAUCGCGAGACGGCGCUGUGGAUCCAGGACGUGUUGCGUGAGGAGCUGAGGGAGAGUACGGUCUUGACGAUUGCGCAUCGUGUUGAGGCGGUUAAGGACGCGCAGUUUGUGGUUGUGUUGGAGGGGGGGAGGGUGAAGGCGGCGGGGAGGGUGGGGGAUGUGCGGUUUUAG
Aplosporella prunicola CBS 121167 is the source of this 4310-nucleotide messenger RNA. RefSeq lists its product as uncharacterized. Gene Ontology annotation, cellular component: fungal-type vacuole; membrane. Gene Ontology annotation, molecular function: ABC-type peptide transporter activity; ATP binding; ATP hydrolysis activity. Lineage: Eukaryota; Fungi; Ascomycota; Dothideomycetes; Botryosphaeriales; Aplosporellaceae. The annotation marks the transcript as partial. Gene Ontology annotation, biological process: transmembrane transport. The record is from RefSeq and is a predicted model, not a curated record. The transcript has 10 exons.